Molecule: messenger RNA, 3929 nt
Organism: Betta splendens (Siamese fighting fish)
Lineage: Eukaryota; Metazoa; Chordata; Actinopteri; Anabantiformes; Osphronemidae
Gene: mfsd11
Product: major facilitator superfamily domain containing 11
Exons: 14
Coding region: 351-1721 (456 amino acids)
Source: RefSeq, a predicted model, not a curated record
ACCAGUUCUUCACAGCCAUACGGUCAGCUGAUUGACUCACAUGACACGACUUUCUUGCUUGGCGUUUUCUUUUAUACCAGUGCCUUGAAGUUCUCCGCAGCACCUGUUUUGUACAAAGAAAAACACAAUGGUGCAGCUCGUUUAAAGAUGUCAUGGAGAAACUGAAUUGCUAAGGAUUACGAGUCUUCUUCAAGGAGCUAAGCUAGCUAUGUUGUUGAAAAUACAGUGAGUCCGCACAUACUGUACAGCCACACGCUUCACCCGACAACUUCUGCGCUGCAGAUGUGCUGUUCAGCUCAGUAGAUUCCUUUUUAUUCAGUUCCUGUAAGAAUUUGCACAUACUGUCCAAAAUGAGUCCUGAGGGUAAAAGGCUUUUCAACAUCAUUAUUCUAGGCUUCGGCUUUAUGUUCAUGUUCACAGCUUUUCAAACAUGUGGCAAUAUAGAGCAAACGGUUCUCAAGAGUUUUAACAGCACUGAGUUCCAUGGCAGUGGGUACACGAGCAUGGCCAUCAUUUAUGGGGUUUUCUCUGCAUCCAACCUGAUUGCUCCAUCAGUGGUGACUGUCAUCGGGCCACAGCUAUCAAUGUUCUUUAGUGGGCUUUUGUACAGUGGAUACAUAGCCAUGUUCAUUUACCCAUACACGUGGAGUUUCUAUACCGUGUCUGUGCUGGUUGGAAUAGGAGCAGCAGUCCUUUGGACAGCUCAGGGUAAUGUGCUUGCCAUUAACUCAAACGACAACACCAUUGGAAGAAACAGUGGUAUAUUCUGGGCGCUGCUUCAGUUCAGCUUAUUUUUUGGAAACCUGUAUAUAUAUUGUGCCUGGCACGGACAUGUUCACAUAACAGACAAAGAUCGUCGGACAGUGUUCAUCUCUCUCACGGUCAUCAGCCUGGUCGGUUGCUUCCUCUUCUUUCUGAUUCGUAAGCCUGACCCCAACACCCCUCCUUCUGACACCUUGGAGUCACAGCUGCAGGCCGAAUCCUCAGAGAGCAGCUCAUCAGCUAUGGUAGAUCGGAGCCGCUCAGGCAUCUGGAUGCAAGCGCUGGAUGCUUUCAUUCAAGCCUGUAAAAUCUUUGUCACCAAAGAGAUGCUGCUGCUAAGUGUCUCCAUAGGAUACACAGGUCUGGAGCUCACCUUUUAUAGCGGAGUUUACGGGACGUGUAUUGGAGCGAUGACACAGUUCGGCCAAGAUGCCAAGAGUCUGAUCGGCAUCUCUGGCAUUUGCAUUGGCGUUGGCGAAAUCUUAGGAGGGGGCGUGUUUGGGAUGCUGAACAAGGACAACCGGUUUGGGAGGAACCCGGUGGUGCUGCUUGGGGUCAUCACACACUUUGUUGCCUUUUACUUGAUUUUCCUAAACAUUGCUAGUGACGCUCCUCUGGCCCCAGAGGCAGGAACAGAUCUACAAGGCUACAUAACCCCCAGUCUCUGGGUGGCGUUGCUGUGCAGCUUCCUGCUCGGUUUGGGCGACAGCUGCUUCAACACUCAGCUCCUCAGCAUCAUCGGCUUCAUGUUCCGUGACAACAGCGCACCGGCCUUUGCUGUCCUAAAGUUUACCCAGUCCAUCAUGGCUGCUCUAGCCUUCUUCUACAGUAACUACCUACUGCUGCACUGGCAGCUGCUCAUCCUGGUCCUGGCAGGUUUUCUGGGCUCUAUGACGUUUUUUAUGGCAGAGCGACUCGCUGUGUCCAGCAGGCGAGACUCGGACUACGACAGCAUCUGAUCUGUCUGGUGAGGAGGGCACAUCUGGAGACAAUUUGAUCCUCACAGCUGGAAAAAGGUUAAUGUUUAAGUGUCACCUCUUGGCUGAUAUUGUGGUAUUAUUACAGAGCCACUCAGUCGCGUAAGGCCUGGCUGAAUGAAGCCAAAUAUUCAUCUUUAUCUCAACUUUGACUAGAAAAUCAGAAAACAAAAGGAGGUGACUCUAUUUUUUUGUUUCAUGUUGUUCACAAUUUUUUUGUAUUAAUCUGGGCAAAUUCAGGAAAUAUCCUUUACAUGGGGGUUAUUAGUCAAACUAAUAACAAACUUUGAUUCAGCAUUUUCAAAUAGUGAGCUACAACAAGGGUGGUUGACUCACUUCUUGUGCCUGGACAGAUCCUGAGGAAAUGGACUGGCUUUAUUUGCUGCAGCUGCUCUUGGUACAUGUGUAGCCUUAUAGAAUGUGAAGGUGAUGCUUUCUUUUGUAGGCUAAUCCCCCAAAAGACCGAACCCAACAAUGAAUGUAAAAUAUCCUUUUAACUAGCACUCAUUUUGCUAUUGUUCUUUCAGCCAAUUAAAACACAGCCGUAAGUCACAUUGUUGUGUUGACAUGUUUCCACACAAAAUGUUCUCUUAACCUAAAACGUCAUUAGAGGAUCCAGUACCCAGGGGUUUGAGGUUAUAAAACUGUGCUUUGAACCAUAGGCACAAUGUAAAAAAUCUCACCUGUUCACCAGUACAUUGUUGGAUUUGGUCUUCUAAAGGGAUUUGACUGUCAGAACUAGAAUAAUGUCUGCAUCGUCGUUUCACGUUCUCGUGUGACUCUUGGCAUCAGACACUGUAAGCACACAAUGUGCUCAGAUUCAAUCUCAUUGACUCCAUGUGUAUUAAUGCGAUCAUCCCCCAUACAGUUUAAAUAAUGAAUAAUAAUAAAUAAUUGAACUUUAUUGAUCCCACAUUGGGGAAAUUAUUCUUUGCAUUUUAACUCAUCCCCUGAGGGGAGCAGUGGUCAGCCACAGUGCGGCAGACCUGGGGAUCUAGUGCAAAGUGUCUAACUCAAGGACACACUUGGUGAUCUGGUGGGCUUUGAACCUGAGACUUUCCACUCAUUAAGCCAACACUCUACCGACUGAGCCACCAAGCAUUGCUUUCAUGUCACGUGUAAUAGUUGUGCUGUGCUUUCCAGUUUCUCCUACAUGUUCAGUUGCGGUCAGAAUGUAAUCACAUAAUUUAAAGACACUACAACAAGAAGGAUUGAAGCAUUUUAAAGGGAAACAAGUUGAAAUGUUUGUUUGUGAACAUAAAAUGGCAAAUUUUUGCACUUUCUCUCAUUAUGCUCAAAAUGCUACAUAUAGUAGCUACUAGAGUUUCAGUGAUGUUCUUUGUUGAGUCUUGUAAUAAAUCCAAACUGCAUCUACUGUGGCUCUGAUGAGACCCUCAGAGGCAGUUUCACAGGAAAUGAUUAAUAGUUAAAGGGAAACAGACACCAAAAUGUUUGUGCAACUGUAGCAGCAUGUCCAUACACAACAAACCAUAAUAACUUUGGUGAUAUCAUGAAAUCUAAUAAGUGCCUUAAUGAAUGCUCUAGUGGACGCUCAAAUAACACAAAAUAAACAUAGACAUAAAGAAUGUGUGAUUUACAACAGUACAGUACAGUACAAAAUCAGUGAACACAAAGCUUCACAUUAUGUCCAAGCUAAGAAACCCUUAACCAUAAAUAAAAAGUAUUGUGUUUUCAAGUAGAGUAAAACCAUCAUAGACUGGCUGUGCUACCAUAUUAAUGUAUACACUUUGUGUGUCCUAAAACAACAAAACUAUUUAAGUGUCUCAACCACCAGUUUGGCGACCUACUUUCGUUUAGCAUUAAAACAGACGUACAACUUGAACAUGUUAGUGUGACUGUGAACCCUCGCUAUUCUUCUUCUGUUAUCACCCACAAUCAUUCCCUGAAAUCCUAACUGGCUAAACUCACACCAAAGCUACAGAGCAAUUCAAUUCAAGAGGGUGUACUUUUGUUUGUAAUGUUGCAGUUUAUGAUAACCGAACAUAUUUUAGUUACUUGAUGCCAAAUAAAGAUUUUUGAGACUGCUGGAUGAAUCAAUCUCAAGGAUAGUAAGGGAAAUGCUUGUGUAUUAGUAAGAUGAUUUUUUUUAAUACUUGAAUGCAGUCAUUAUUACACCCACAGCUUUACCUGGUUGUUUUUAUUUUCAAUAAAUUGUUGUUUUGGACAUUA